AUGGGCUUGCCACCCGAAGCUUCAAGUGGUUUUUCACAUGGAUACGCCAAGCUGACUGGAUCAGCCGAUGAGGAUAUUGGGAUCAGAUCUAACUAUCACUUAGAAGAGCUUGAUCUAGACUUCCACACCAAAACCAACGCUUUAAGGGAGGAUUUAAAUAACUCAGAAGUUUUAUCUCAAACGGAGCAAGAAGAAGAGGCUUCAGAGCUAGAAAACGGGAGGGAACUAGCAAAGGAUCAAGAGGAUGUAUAUUUCAAGAGAAGAAUUUUUCGUACAGCGGCAUCUCUGAAAGAUUAUAACUUUAGUGCCUUAGAAGUUGGUCUAAUGACAGAAGGAUCCGGCAUCGAACGCGAAGAACUAGUGUUAGAAGGGGGUGUGACAGAUGGUUAUGACGGGGACGUAAGGGAAAUGGAGAUGGAAGAAGAAGAAGACGAUGAGGCGAAGAAUCACGUGGGUCCUUCAAUUCACUCUCUCAGGCGCCACGGGCCACCUCUUCUCUCUCUUUCGCCUUCGUUGCCUCAUAUACACUCGUUCGAUUCUAAUCCUACAGCUGCUACAGUGGUAAACCAGGACUCUAGUCUGUCUGGGUUGGCCGACAACUUAAGCAGUACAGAUCUGGCAUGGGAUGGGGACAUACCAAGUCCAGCGCCUUCAAUAAGCCGCCUUGGCGACAUUGACCGCGAGACAAACAAAUUAGUAGACAUCAGGCCUAUUUGCGCUAGUGAGCGGCAGCGUCGCGCUAGCGCCACUGCUUUUGGUCAGCAGACUUCCCCUACGAGACAACCUCUUUUGGAGUCUAUCUACCAACGAAUGACUCAUAAGAUGCCUGAAUUGUGUCCAGCACCUCCAACAUUCUCGUAUCCUAAGGUCAGUUUAAUUCCGCAUCUCCCUUAG
Molecule: messenger RNA, 894 nt
Organism: Protopolystoma xenopodis
Lineage: Eukaryota; Metazoa; Platyhelminthes; Monogenea; Polystomatidea; Polystomatidae
Source: the annotation of a GenBank genome assembly